AUGUCGUCCCUUCGUCCCGACGGGCGCUCGCGGGAGAUGCUCCGUCGUCAGCGGUUGCAUCGAUCGAGAGUGCCGAGCGCGAGCGGGAGCGCGGAGUAUCGCAUCGACGGGACGAUCGUCGUCGCCGCCGUGCACGGGCCAUUGCGAAUCGCGCCGUGGCGAGAGGCGCACGAUCGCGGCGUCAUCGACGUCGAACUGAGCGCCCCGGGUUGGAUGUCGCGAGACGAUCAGCGGGCGUGCGAGGGGAGGCUGCGAGGGGCGAUCGAACGGUGCGUGGAGCUGAGGGAUUUUCCGCGAUUCGGGUUGAGGAUCUCCGCGCGCGUGGUGAGCGACGACGGGAACGCGGAAGCGGCGUGCGUGAACGCGGUGUGCUGCGCCCUGAUCGAUGCGAACGUUCCCAUGCGUGGGUUGAUAUGCGCCAACGCGUGCGCGUUGACGAGGGAGGGAUCGAUGGUGAUCGAUCCGACGAAGCGGGAGGAGACGGAGGCGAGGGCGGUGGUUCGCGCGUGCGCGCUGAGCAAGCACAGGGAGAAGGACGAGAUCGCCAUCGUUGGUUGCUCGACGACGGGGGCGUUGACGGAGAAGGAAUAUUUAGACGCGAUAGCGUUCAUCGUCGACGCCACGGCGGCGGUGGUGAACAUUCAGAAGAAGAGCAUCGCUCGUUACGAGGUGCACGGAAAGCUCCACGAGGACGAGGCGCCAAAGAAACGACAGAAUACGGAAGACGCGCCGAUGGAGGGGAUGGAAAAUCGGCCUUUAGGAUAG
This is a messenger RNA of Ostreococcus tauri, 765 nucleotides long. RefSeq names its product Exoribonuclease, phosphorolytic domain 2. The transcript has a single exon. Gene Ontology annotation, cellular component: cytoplasmic exosome (RNase complex); nuclear exosome (RNase complex); nucleolus. Lineage: Eukaryota; Viridiplantae; Chlorophyta; Mamiellophyceae; Mamiellales; Bathycoccaceae. The record is from RefSeq and is a predicted model, not a curated record. Gene Ontology annotation, biological process: rRNA catabolic process; nuclear mRNA surveillance; U4 snRNA 3'-end processing. Bases 1 to 765 code for a protein of 254 amino acids.